Messenger RNA from Camponotus floridanus (Florida carpenter ant), 3351 nucleotides. RefSeq names its product kinesin-associated protein 3 (gene Kap3). Lineage: Eukaryota; Metazoa; Arthropoda; Insecta; Hymenoptera; Formicidae. The coding region runs from base 124 to 2748 and encodes 874 amino acids. The transcript has 15 exons. Gene Ontology annotation, cellular component: ciliary transition zone; axoneme; kinesin II complex. The record is from RefSeq and is a predicted model, not a curated record. Gene Ontology annotation, biological process: cilium organization; microtubule-based movement. Gene Ontology annotation, molecular function: kinesin binding.
GUUUUUCUCUCCAUGGAGAUGGAAUAAUUGCAGAUAAAUUGACAGGGAGGAUUCAUUGCGUGAGCAAAAGUAUAAAUACAUAAACAAUAUAUUUUCCGCUUCAAAGAAUCCAAUAAGAUAAAAAUGGAUGAAGCUAAAUUUCUAAAAAGAAAAGUAAGAUCUGGUACCUUAGAUGUUCACCCGACAGAAAAGGCUCUGGUAGUGAAUUAUGAUGUCGAGGCACUGAUAUUGGGAGAACUGGGAGAUCCUAUGCUUGGUGAUCGUAAGGAGUGUCAAAAGAUAAUCAGACUAAAAAGCUUAAACGCGGAUACGAACGUCUCCCUCUUGGCCAAAGAAGUGAUGGAAAAGUGUUCAUUGAUUCACGAAUCCAAGCUACGUGAGGUUGAACAAUUAAUUUAUUAUUUACAAAAUCGCCGGACCAAUGAUACCAAUACAGGUAAUUUAGCACAUCUUUCUUCUGCUCCAUCGUACUUUAAAAAUUUAUUACAUUUUAAAAUCUUUAUAGGUAGCGAUAGUUCUCAUCCACCAAGACCAGCAUCAUCAAAUUCAAUGAUUACAGAAAACAGUGAAGUUGAACGCGCAGUUAUUAGUAAUGUUGACAGUUAUAUUGAAUUAUUGUACGAAGAAAUACCAGGCAAGAUUAAAGGCUCAUCGUUAAUUUUACAAUUAGCAAGGGUUCCUGAUAAUCUCUUGGAAUUGACCAAAAAUGAAUCAUUAUUAAGUGCAUUAGCUCGAGUUCUAAGAGAAGAUUGGCGGCGCAGCAUAGAAUUAUCCACAAAUAUUAUUUAUAUUUUCUUUUGCUUUUCAACAUAUAGCCAGUUUCAUAAUAUUGUACUUGAAUACAGAAUUGGUUCUCUUUGUAUGGAUAUAAUUGACUUUGAAUUACGUCGUUAUGAUCAGUGGAAGGAAGACAUGGAAAAACGUCGGAAACAGUUCGAAAACACCACUGGUUUAACGUUUUUCCCAAUGGGAAAUAAUGACAAUUGUGAUAGGAAGAUUAGGAUCAUUGAUGACAUUUGGAAUAUGGAAGGUCCAUUAGAUUAUGAAGUCAAGAGGCGAUCCACAGAUAUAUCCAUAUCUGUAUCUGAGAGUGACAUUAAGAAGUUGAAAGAGGAACUUGAGAAAAGUCGCAAAAAAUUUAAGAGUUUAACUAAAAAGCAAGAACAGCUGCUGCGAGUUGCGUUUUAUCUGCUCUUAAACAUUGCUGAGAAUGCUAUGGAAGUUGAAAGAAAGAUGCGAAAAAAGAAUGUUAUUGGAAUGUUGAUUAAAACAUUAGACAGAACAAAUACUGAUUUAUUGAUAUUAGUUGUCACAUUUUUGAAGAAAUUAUCUAUCUUUCGGGAAAAUAAAGAUCUUAUGGCAGAGGAAAAUAUUAUAGACAAAUUACCAAGACUUUUACAAAAUAAUAAUACUGAUCUUGUAUUAAGCACUUUAAAGCUGUUAUUUAAUCUUUCUUUUGAUUUUAAACUGAGAGCAAGAAUGAUUAGAGUUGGCAUGCUACCAAAAUGGAUCAAGUUGCUUGGUCAAGCUGAUAUAAAAAGUAAGAGCACAAUUCUGGGCUUGCUCUAUCAUGCCAGUAUGGAUGACAAAGUAAAAGCAAUGUUUACAAAUACGGAUUGCAUUCCAAUGAUAACAAACAUGAUAUUAAAUUUCGAAGACGAACAUGUAAGGUCUGAAUUAAUAGCACUUGGUAUAAAUUUAGCUAUUAAUAAUAAGAAUGCACAACUCAUGGUGGAAAAUAAUCGUUUGCAAGGUCUUAUAAAAAUUGCAUUCAGAAAUCAAGAUGCUCUUAUAAUGAAGAUGAUUAGAAAUAUUUCUCAACACGAUUCGACGAAAGAAAAUUUUGUCGAAUUUGUGGGUGAUUUUGCUAUGGCUUUGACUCAAUCUGAUUCUCAAGAUUUUGUACUAGAAGUAAUUGGUGUAUUGGGCAACUUAGAAUUGCCUGACUUGGACUAUUCUCAAGUCAUUCAACGUUGUAAUCUUAUACCAUGGAUACGUAAUAAUUUAGUUCCAGGUAAGGCACAAGAUGAUUUAGUUCUUGAGGUUGUCAUAUUUUUGGGCACUGCGGCUUACGAUGAAGAUUGUGCCCGUUUAUUGUGCAAGGCUGAUAUACUUCUCUCUCUCAUCGAGCUUCUUAAAGCUAAACAAGAAGACGAUGAAAUGGUUUUGCAAAUAAUUUACGUUUUUUAUCAAAUUGCAAAACAUGAUUCAACGCGAGAUUAUUUGAUUCGCGAGACUGGCAAUGAAGCUCCUGGAUAUUUGAUCGAUUUAAUGCACGACAAAAAUCCUGCAAUCAGAAAAGUCUGUGAUACGUGUUUAGAUGUCAUUGCUAUGUGCGACAAGAAUUGGGCGGCGCGCAUAAAAGUGGAAAAGUUCCGGUCGCACAAUCAGCAGUGGCUGGAAAUGGUUGAAUCUAUAGGAUCGGAUUCGACCAAUCAUUUGUUAACGGAUGACGACGAUAGUCUAUCUCCAUUUAUUAGUGGUGACCUAUUAAAACAUACUAUACUGUUUCCCUCUGGUAAUGCAGCAUCAUUUAAUGCAGAUGAUGGAUUUUCAAUUAUGAAAAAUUCAUCAGAAUCAUCUGAAAAUCCUAGUCGGCCUGUCAGUAGGUAUCGAGAUCUCGAUGACAUAGGCGAACUCGUGGCGCGUUCUAAAUCUCGCAUGUCCAUUGGUUCAGGUAUAGAGGAUUUAUAUUACAAUUCUAGAGUGAAAUUCAGUGAUACAGAUAGUUCCCACGUAUUGAUAUAAAAAUUAAUUCCAAUGUUCUGAUGUAGAUAUGUGAUCUAACUUUUCAAAAAUAUCUAGGACAUUUUACAUUAUCUGAACAUCAUAUAUGUUUGAUGUAAAAAGACAAAAAGGAAAAAAAGAAAUGUUUGCAAUACUAUUUAUAAAACCACAUGCCUGCUCGAACCAAAGAUUUUAUUAUACAUAUAGACUGCUUUGAUCUCAUAGUUAAGUACCUUAGUAUUUUUUUAUUUCUUUUUUUUUUAAUAUAUUGAGUUAUUUAUAGACAUCAAAGCACUUUACACUGAUGCAUAGUGCACUAUUAUGUUGCAAAUAAUUAAUAAUUAGGAUAUUAAUUAUAUUCAAAUCUUUUUUAUCUUAUAAUAGGCUUUCAGACAGUGAGGAUAGCAUAAAUGUAUAUGUGGUUAAAUGUAAAAUUAGUAUUUACAAUAUUUUUAAUCUCGUGUAGUAUUUAUAUAUCGUUAAUAUCAGUUAAUAAGAAGACAAGCGGUGUAUGAAAAUAUUGAAUGUUUUAUAGUAAAAGAAUAGAAUACUAUAUUUCACGACAUUUUUAUUCAUUACAGCCAAUUGUGCGAUAAAUUACAUAGAUAUGUAUAUAAUUUCAUA